This is a messenger RNA of Drosophila innubila, 4052 nucleotides long. RefSeq names its product flocculation protein FLO11. The coding region runs from base 191 to 3286 and encodes 1031 amino acids. NCBI's taxonomy places the organism in Eukaryota, Metazoa, Arthropoda, Insecta, Diptera, Drosophilidae. Gene Ontology annotation, cellular component: cytoplasm; plasma membrane. The transcript has 7 exons. The record is from RefSeq and is a predicted model, not a curated record.
UGCAUUUCUGAUAGCAAACAUGGCGUCGUCGCCAAUUUCUGGCUGAUUUUUUUGUUGUCAAAAAAAAGUUGCAGAAAAUUUUGCAAUAAAGUCGUGUGAAAUGUGAAAUAUGUUAAGUGAAAUUAAGCAGAGUGCAUUGUAGCAACCAGCAGCAUAGCGAGGCAGGUUUUAAAGAUAUCGGAUAGAGGCAAUGGCUGCCGCUGCUGCAGCAGUGCCAGCUGCAAACACAACAACAACGACAACACCUGCAAAUGCAAAUGUAAAUGUUAAUUUAAAUGCAAAUGCAAAUGCACCUGCAAUCGCGUCCAGCAGCAACGCGGCGCAAUUUCGGGAAAUUCAUAAAAAUACAUGGUUGAAAAGACUGACGGCCGAUGGAAAGAAACUAACCGUUGGGCCCAAGAAAUCCGAGUGCAGCUGGGUGGUAUUCUGCGUGCAUGAUGACACCGAUGCCCUGCUGGAGGGCUAUGCUGAGCCGCGACAAGCGGCCGCCCACAUGCCCGAGUGGGCGGUAUCACUGCGGGAUACGCUGCACAUAUCACACGCCUUGAUACCCAAUUCCCAUGAGUUUGAGUUUGUCGUAACACUGAGCAAUGAAGUGUUGCGCUUUCAUGCCGCGUCAUGGGAGACUAUGCAAGAAUGGGUGGAAACGUUGCGUUCCAAGCUACGAGAAAUGAAAAUUCUGUCGCCUCGUGAAAAUUUAUACACAAAGUUACCUGAAGUACGCGCUCCAUUGCUGCCAACGCGUGAUCCAACAUCUCCAUUGCCGGCACCGCCACCUGUGCCGGCGGCUAUAGUGCCAGGCGUGGAGCGUAUUCCGGCCCAUCAGCAUCAGCAGCCAGCCGCAGUCAAUGAGCAAGCGUCCAGAGCGACUGCAGCCAGUGCAGUCAAUUCAGUCAUAGAAGCUGCCACAACAGUAACACCUGCUCCUCCUGCUCCUGCUCCUCCUCCAACAACAACAACAGCCAUGUCCAAUACAUUAACACAACAUUUGCUGAACAUGCUGUCGGAUCCCAUUAGCACAUACAGCGAACAAAUUAGCGAAACACAAUCGCCAACUGUCGUCGAUGAUGUGGAGGACGCAACAAAUGCGACUGUAACAGCAACACCAAACGAUAUAGCAGCUAAUAUCAAUCUGUCCGAUGAUGAAUUUGUAUCCCCAAUACUGCGUAACGGUGUGCGUGUGGAUGUGACCAGCUCAUCUGCCCAGCGCAUCUCAGCUGAUCAAAUCUUAAAUUUCGAACAAAUGUUACAAUGCGAACGUUUAAUACCUAGGCCACAAACGUCACGCUCUAUGUCAGCAGGUGCUGCUGAUAAGACGAAGAGGCCUCAACGCAAAUCACCGCAACCCAAAGUCCAACAGGUUGCCGUCGAGGAGACGCAAGAUAACAACAUCACAAUUAUACAAGUCUCUAAUACGAACAAUACUAAUCCAGCAGGACAACCGCCCGAAUUGCCGCCCAAGAACAAAAUAAUUGCGGAUAUAUUUCGUUUUCCUGAAAUCAAUGCAAAGGCUAAAACGAAAACUCAGCCACAAAACGAUUACAAAAGUAACGUACAAAUUAUACCGUCCAAUUCGAAUACUAUACAGGUGCUGAGUCAACCCAGCAGCAGUAGCAGCAGCAAUCCCUACACCAUUCCAUUAAAACCUGUUUCCAAUGCUUCCACUACAUUAAAUCAAAAUGCCUCCACGACUGUCAGCAAUAACACCACAAUGGUCCAGGUGCUAGCAGAUGGUGAGGCAAUGACAUCGCCAACUGCAACCACCACUGUUGCUGUCUACGGCACCUGCUACCCCACAACAACAGCGAGCGGUCAACAAAGCGCCAACAAACCGCAAACACCAAAGGUCAGCAAAAAGAUUAUACUCAGCGCCAACAGCUCAGGCAUAACCAACAUAAGAAUUAACAAUGAGCAGGCGAACGAUGCCAGUGUUAUCAGUGGCAAUGUGCACUACGAGAAGGUAUUCCUCUCAUCGAGUAUACCUGUGAGUAGCAGCAGUCCAACGGCUAUGCGGGAGGAGCGACCAACCAGUAGCCAUGUGCAGGCACAGAGCAAUGCUAUUGUUAACGUGGAAAGCAGGCCAACAACGACGACGACAACAACACCAAUGCCAACAGCAGUAAACGGAAGUCCAGCCUUACCACGCCGUGGCAUUGUCACUGCAUCACAAACGCCGAGCAAUGGACGUGUAAUGCCCCAACUAACUCGUGGCUUAACGGAGCUCGUCAUCAGUACGCGACCCAGCCGACGAGAUUUCCACUAUCUAAAGAUGCUCAAUACGCCGCUUAAAACCAAGCCACUGCAGAAGACAAGCGGCGCUAAUGCCAACAAUAAUAUGGAACAAAAUGUGACGCAUACGCCCAGUGCCAGCAGUACGACGCCUGGACAAAGUGGCAAUGUUGCCGUUAACUCCGUUGUUGAAAGCAUUGAGCAGCGCAGGCGCAGCUCGUCCACAUCUGAUGCACAAGCGCCAUUGCAACGCGGAGCGGGAGCGACAGUAACAGCAUCAACCCAGACAAGCAGUCAACGUGGCGCCAACAACAAUGAGUUUGUGCCCGGACGCACUAUAGCAUCGAGUGCCUUUCGCAUACAAUCUCCACCCCAGGCAAUAUCACAGUCGAGCGGCGGCAACAAGCGUUUAACGCUGCGUGAGCAGCAGGUGAUGCAACUGCGUCGGGAAAUCAUGCAUCCGGGUGGUGUACGUUUAAACUUGCGGCGCAAGGACUGUGUCGGCUCCAUUGCCUGGGUAGAUGCAUUCGGAGGCGUCUGGAUCGCAGGCUGGAAGCAAAAGGAACAUCCGGUCCUCUACAAUGCACUCCAUAUUGGCGAUCAACUGCUCUCGAUUGCGGGAGUUAGCAUUAGCUCCGCCGCCGAGGCAAAUAAAAUUAUACGGAAUACAAACACGCUAUUUGUCGAAGUGCUGCUCCGUCGCAUCCCCUUUGGUCGCGCCUAUGCCAUACGCCGAGAUCGCGAGGGUCAAUGCUUGGGACUUAUACGCGAUGGAAAUACCUCAACCAUUGUUGAUGUGGUACCCAACAGCUUGGCAGCGAGGCAUGGAUUGCCGCCCAAGACACAGUCAUGUGAUGGUACUGCCCUCACAUUUUGGAUACUCACGGAAAUAAACGGACGACCGCUAAAUCUAUUCUUUAAGGAUUUAGAGAUACGUGAUCGCCUAAAUUCGGUAGGCAGGGAUAUAUCGAUAUUGGUGCAACCAUCGGAUUUGAUAACCAAAUUGAAGAAGCAGCUGAAAUCGUUGCGCGGCUACAAGGAUUAUCUAGUACAGUAGAUGUCGGCUACAGCCUCACUUCAAAAGUGGUCGCUUUUAUUUUAUAUAGAUAUAGAGGAAUAUAUAUAUACAUACAUACAUACAUAUGUGUAGGAACUCAAAACUGUUAUACUAUGUUAUACGUGUAUAUUUUUGUAUAACACUGGGCCAGAUAACCAUUCCAAUUCCGAGUAAAAUUUGCAUGUUUACUUAAACAGACAGAAAGCUAUAUAGUCAUCUUUUAUAUGUAGUAACCUUAUACUAAAUACUUAUAGACAAGGAUAUGCGAGUAUAAACGGAAACAACAUACAAAAAAUAAGAACAAAAACAUAUAUAUUUUUGCAACUUUUAUAUAACUAGUUAUAUGGAAAACUAUAUAAGGCAGUCACUUUAAGAUAUGCACAUCAAAAUUGUUUGAAUAUUAUAGAAACGAAAUUAUGAAAAUUUACAAGAAAGCAAAAUCAAAUGUUUAUGAUAAUUUAAACACAUUUCAAUUUUCAAAUAUUUUAUUCGUAAAUUAAAUUGAAUAUACAUAUACAUAUAUACAUACAUAUAUAUACACGCGUAUUAUAAACCUGUGCAACUUAGUAUCCUUAUGCAAUAUUAGAGUGCCUCUGAUUUUGUUCUAUAUUUGUGUUUUUUAUUUGUUUUCAUGUAAAAGACAAAAAAAUACAUCUAUGUAACUUUAAGAUGUGAUAAACUGAGUACUCAAAUUUAGGCAAUUUUAAAAAGGUACAUUUGUAAAUGCUUUUUGAUUUGUUUUAAAUACAUAUAUGAUUUUAUGUUA